Messenger RNA from Agrilus planipennis (emerald ash borer), 2358 nucleotides. It is a transcript of the gene su(f), whose product is annotated as protein suppressor of forked. Bases 169 to 2358 code for a protein of 729 amino acids. The transcript has 10 exons. The record is from RefSeq and is a predicted model, not a curated record. NCBI's taxonomy places the organism in Eukaryota, Metazoa, Arthropoda, Insecta, Coleoptera, Buprestidae. Gene Ontology annotation, biological process: mRNA 3'-end processing. Gene Ontology annotation, cellular component: nucleus. Gene Ontology annotation, molecular function: protein binding; mRNA binding.
UGUUACUUCACGUAGGCGUUUUGUCAGGUUAAUAAAAUUAAUUUAAUAAUUUGUUAGCUUAUUUUGAGUGCAAAGUGGUAAUUAUCCUACAUUUUAUUUAAUGAUUAUCGUCAGAAUACCAGUUUAAACUAAAAACUUCACUUACAACUUUAAACUUACGCCGUUACAAUGACCGACGAAAGACUGCACAUAGAUUGGGGAAACGACAAAUUGUAUAGAACUCAAAAGCAAGUUGAGAAGAAUCCUUAUGACUUGGAGUCAUGGUCCAUUCUUCUCAGAGAAUCACAAACAAAACAUAUUUCCGAAGUGAGACCGCUUUAUGAGCACUUAAUUUUGAUAUUUCCGAGUGCCUCAAGAUACUGGAGAAUUUAUAUUGAGCACGAGAUGAAAUCGAGAAACUUUGAGAAGGUGGAAAAGCUCUUUCAAAGGUGUUUAAUGAAGAUUUUGAACAUUGAACUGUGGAAAUUGUAUUUAACAUAUGUGAAAGAAACCAAAGCAUCUUUACCCACAUAUAAAGAGAAAAUGGCACAAGCAUAUGAUUUUGCACUUGACAAAAUUGGAAUGGAUAUUCAUUCUUAUUCAAUUUGGAAUGAUUAUGUUAACUUUUUGAAGAGUGUAGAAGCUGUGGGAUCGUACGCUGAGAACCAAAAAAUUUCUGCUGUCCGAAAGGUUUAUCAAAGGGGUAUUAUUAACCCUAUGGUCGGCAUGGAGACGUUUUGGAAGGACUACAUAUCUUUUGAACAGGCAAUAAAUCCCAUAAUAGCUGAAAAAAUGUCUAUAGAACGUAGCAGAGACUAUAUGAACGCCCGCAGAGUAGCCAAGGAAUUAGAGGUUCAAAUACGGGGUAUAAAUAGAAAUGCUCCCAGCGUACCUCCCACAGGAACAGCCGAAGAACAAAAACAAGUUGAGUUGUGGCAGAAGUACAUCGCUUGGGAGAAGAGCAAUCCCCUGAGGACCGAAGACACCGCCCUGUUGACGAAGAGGGUCGUUUUUGCCUUCGAGCAAUGUCUUUUGUGUCUCGGACACCAUCCAGACGUCUGGUACCAGGCUGCGCAGUUUUUGGAGUACAGCUGCAAAGUAUUACAAGAAAAAGGAGAUGUGAAUGCGUCGAAAUUAUUCAGCGAAGAGGCUGCCAAUAUGUUCGAAAGAGCUACGAGUAGUUUAUUGAGUAAAAAUAUGCUUUUAUAUUUCGCGUACGCGGAUUACGAAGAGGGCAGACUUAAAUAUGACAAAGUUCAUCAAAUUUAUCAAAAAUAUUUAGAAAUCAAAGAUAUUGAUCCCACUCUGGCCUAUGUGCAGUACAUGAAAUUUGCACGGAGGGCUGAAGGCAUCAAAUCGGCGCGGAACGUCUUUAAAAGGGCCAGAGAAGACGUCAGAUCGAAAUAUCACGUUUUCGUUUGCGCAGCACUAAUGGAAUACUAUUGUAGCAAAGACAAGAACAUCGCCUUUCGUAUUUUCGAAUUGGGACUGAAAAAAUUCAGCGACAAUCCGGAUUAUAUCACUUGUUACAUAGAUUACCUGUCCCAUUUGAAUGAGGACAACAAUACGAGGGUACUUUUCGAAAGGGUGCUGUCCUCUGGUAGUCUAGAACCUGCAAAAUCAGUAGACAUUUGGAAUAAGUUUUUGGAGUUUGAAAGUAACAUAGGGGAUUUACACAGUAUUGUCAAAGUGGAGAGACGAAGGGCUGAAGUUCUGAACAAAAUAAAAGAGUUCGAGGGUAAAGAGACCGCUCAACUGGUCGACAGGUAUCGCUUUCUGGACUUGUACCCGUGCACAGCUGCUGAACUCAAGAGUAUAGGAUAUACCGAGGUUGUAACCAUCACUGGGGCCGGCAGAAAUCACGUACUACAGCAGUUUAUAAAUUAUGAUGAAGAUAAUGCCAUUCCGAAGCCUGACACAGCCCACAUGAUUCCAUACAAGCCAAAAUCGAACCCGUUACCCGGAGAGCACCCUAUACCUGGUGGUUCGUUUCCAAUGCCUCCUUCAGCAGCCCACCUGUGCACCAUGUUACCGCCCCCGUCAUGCUUUAGAGGACCGUUCGUUAACAUUGAUCAAAUGAUCGAGAUAUUUAAUAGAGUCCAACUGCCAGAAAUGAGUAAGUGGUACAGAAAGCGCUCUCAACACGGUCACUUACACUUUGCUUUUUUUCCAGUUCCCACGUCUGCAGAAAACGGUGGAGAUUUGCGUUUGUUCGACAUAGCAAAAUCGGUCCAUUGGGUGGUAGAUGAAGCUCAAGGGGGCAUUAUAAAGAGAAGGAAGAGAGUAGCGCUCGCAUUAGACGCUUCUGACGAUGAAGACAUGAUACUGCCGCCAGUCAACGAUAUUUACAGGCAGAGGCAACAGCGACGUGUUAAAUAA